GUCGCUGCUGCUGUGCCUCCUAUCCCCUCUCGUCCUCCUUCCUCCCCCAGUUCCUGCUCCUCCUCCCCUCCCAGGCUCCUCCUGUCCGGCGGCGAGGGGCAGAACCCUCGGCAGUGGCUCCUUUUCGCCCGUGCUGCGAAGACGCUGAAACAGCCCAGUGUUCCAGCCCAUCUGAGUUCGUUUUGAAUCUCAAUUUUGCCCUUCCACGUAUUUGAUAUCCCUGCCAGCUUUGGGUCAUCAUCAGACGUGGAGCUGUGAAUUCUGUUGUAACUGAAAAUGUCUGACGGCCUGGAUAAUGAAGAGAAACCCCCAGCUCCCCCACUGAGGAUGAAUAGUAACAACCGGGAUUCUUCAGCACUCAACCACAGCUCCAAACCACUUCCCAUGGCCCCUGAAGAGAAGAAUAAGAAAGCCAGGCUUCGCUCUAUCUUCCCAGGAGGAGGGGAUAAAACCAAUAAGAAGAAAGAGAAAGAGCGCCCAGAGAUUUCUCUUCCUUCAGACUUUGAGCAUACGAUUCAUGUGGGGUUUGAUGCAGUCACCGGGGAAUUCACUGGAAUUCCUGAACAAUGGGCACGAUUACUCCAAACCUCCAACAUAACAAAACUGGAACAGAAGAAGAACCCACAAGCUGUUCUAGAUGUUCUCAAAUUCUAUGAUUCCAAAGAAACAGUUAACAACCAGAAAUACAUGAGCUUUACAUCAGGAGAUAAAAGUGCACACGGAUACAUAGCAGCCCAUCCUUCGAGUACAAAAACAGCAUCAGAGCCUCCUCUGGCUCCUCCUGUGUCUGAAGAAGAAGAUGAAGAAGAGGAAGAAGAAGAAGACGACAAUGAACCUCCACCAGUUAUUGCACCUAGACCAGAGCAUACAAAAUCGAUCUAUACUCGUUCCGUGGUUGAAUCCAUUGCUUUGCCAGCAGCACCAAAUAAAGAGGUGACACCACCUUCUGCUGAGAAUGCCAAUUCCAGUACUUUGUACAGGAACACAGAUCGGCAAAGGAAAAAAUCCAAGAUGACAGAUGAGGAGAUCCUAGAGAAGCUAAGAAGCAUUGUGAGUGUUGGUGACCCAAAGAAAAAAUACACGAGAUUUGAGAAAAUUGGUCAAGGGGCAUCAGGUACUGUUUAUACAGCACUAGACAUUGCAACAGGACAAGAGGUGGCCAUAAAGCAGAUGAACCUUCAACAGCAGCCCAAAAAGGAAUUAAUUAUUAAUGAAAUUCUGGUCAUGAGGGAAAAUAAGAACCCCAAUAUUGUUAAUUACUUAGAUAGCUAUUUAGUGGGUGAUGAACUAUGGGUAGUCAUGGAAUACUUGGCUGGUGGCUCUUUGACUGAUGUGGUCACGGAGACCUGUAUGGAUGAAGGACAGAUAGCAGCUGUCUGCAGAGAGUGCCUCCAAGCAUUGGAUUUCUUGCACUCAAACCAAGUGAUCCACAGAGACAUAAAGAGUGAUAAUAUUCUCCUCGGGAUGGAUGGCUCUGUUAAAUUGACUGAUUUUGGGUUCUGUGCCCAGAUCACGCCUGAGCAAAGUAAACGAAGCACCAUGGUGGGAACCCCCUAUUGGAUGGCACCUGAGGUGGUAACUCGAAAAGCUUAUGGUCCGAAAGUUGAUAUCUGGUCUCUGGGGAUUAUGGCAAUUGAAAUGGUGGAAGGCGAACCCCCUUACCUUAAUGAAAAUCCACUCAGGGCAUUAUAUCUGAUAGCCACUAACGGAACCCCAGAGCUCCAGAAUCCUGAGAGACUGUCGACUGUAUUCCGUGACUUUUUGAAUCGCUGUCUUGAGAUGGAUGUGGAUAGGCGAGGAUCUGCCAAGGAGCUUUUACAGCAUCCAUUUUUAAAAUUAGCCAAGCCUCUCUCCAGCCUGACUCCUCUGAUUAUCGCUGCAAAGGAAGCGAUUAAGAACAGCAGCCGCUAGAACUGCAAGCCUUACCCCACACCAUCUCCCUCAUGAGUAAGACUGAAAUAAAACUGCUGCAGGAAAGGUAGAAGAAGACAGUCAAAUGGGGUGAGGGUUCUUUAACUUUCAAAUAAAUAGAAACUUCUUAUAAGCCUUUUUCCUACUCCCUCAGAUUAUGUAAUUUAUUUGUAAGCCUGAAUCGCAGCCCAAACAGGGCAGCAAUGUUGAAGUGGCCAUAAAGUGGUCAUUUCCACCGUGAAGCGAAAGAGCCAGUAGUGAAUCCCCUCAUUUUGUGCAUUCACUUUGAAGAAAAAGGUUUCUCAAAGAUGCACACUCCCUCUUCAUAGUGUUGUGUUUGUUUUUAAGUUAGAGAGUAGUCCUUCUUGCAUUCGAACCUCUUUCAACACUCCUUACCCAAUGUGAUGUUUUUCACAUGCAUUGUCAUUAGAUGUCCAGAAAAAUGAUGUCAACACUUUUUAAAAAAAAAAAAAAGCAAAAAACAAAAACAAAACAAAAAACACACAAAAAAAAAUCAUAAACAGAGCAAGUACUGUGUGAACAUGUGAAGUCCAUGCCCUAAUAGAGUUGCAAUUUUUUAUUCUUCUUCUAUAGUGGUGGCUUGGUUUGUGUACCUGUUUUUCUGCAGUUGUAUUGGAAAAGGUUUCUUUUAAGACAUUUUCCAAAAGCAGAGAGGAAUUUGUGUGUUCAGGAAGGGCUUUUAAAAACUAUAUAUUGGAAUAAAGCUCAAAUGCUGAAACCCUGUCACAUUUUCCUGAUGAUGCUGAAGAGGCAGUUGAUUUAUCAUGAUGCCUGAAAAGGGACACACCGAGACAGUGGCAUUCCUGUCGGGCAAGUCCAGGUCCUAAACCUGGGAAGUCCUGAUAGGAGAAACAUAUUUAAACAAAGAUGGGACUUUCUCUGAGAGCCAAAAGGAAAACAAGUUAAGUGCGUAAUACUGAAAUGCUUGUUGGAAAGUAAGUGAACAAAGGUAAAGAUACCGGAUUUAAUCCUCUCUUGUGCUUGUGGAACAUAUGCACUGUAAAACAGGCACAUCAGGGGGCAAUGAACCCAUUAACCAACAUUUCUAUAUGAUCAAUGAUGAUUCAUUUUGACAAUUUAUAAUGUUUUAGUAACUUAAAACAAAACAAAAAAAAGACCUGGCGAGCACAGAUAAUCACAAGCAUCCACUCUGUAAGAAAUAGGAGGUCCGUGAAAACUACAUCCCAGUCAAUAUUUGGCUCUAGGUACUUGUUCCCAUUUAUCCCUAUGUAUCGCAGGAUAUGGUGUGUUCAUACUUAGUCUCUCAGGCUUUUGAGUUUCAAAAACAUGUUCACAAAGAUUUUGAAUUCUUUAGUGAAAAUAAUUUUGGUUUGCAAUCAUACUUCCCAAGAAAUAUAAGUCCAACUGAAUUCCUUCUGGAGCUUGGGGAAAUACCAAAAUUUGCCUGUUGUUUCGCCACAUAUCUAUUUUUAAAAAAAUUCAGCAGUUGGCUCUUCCUGAAUCUUCUGAGAGUAGAAAAAUACCUGGAGGAUGUCUGUAUAGAAAAGAAUAUGCUUCUCUUUUGAGUGUAUUGUCAAUUUUAUAAAUUAUGGGAAGUUAUUUCUCUAAGCCUUUGAAAAGCUAACGAUUUAUGCUGAAUAAGGCUUCUUGAUUUUUAGUAUAUCAGGAAUCUGACUAGAAACUAUCUACAUUCAGCAAGAGGGGGAAAGAGAUCAAUGAUACGGGCCUCUCUCCUUCUCUGUCGAGGUGCAUCUAUCCAUCUAACCAUUCAUUCCUUAAAAUGAAAACGCUUUCUUUAGAGUUUCUGCUAACCAUAUAGUGCACAUAUUUAUGUUUAGGAAAUGACACUACUUUUGGACAUCCUAUUUUCCUGUUUGUUUUCUUUGACUAUGAAAUGUGGGGGGGAGGGGGCUUGACCCCUCAGACGUUAUCCACUAAGGGAUAAAACAACAAAUAUGAAAAGAAAAAUCAAAUGGUUGAUAACAUUAAUUUGAAGCAUAUUAUGUUAUACUUUGUGAAAAGGUGACUGGGCCUGAAAUUUUUCAUGCCACACUGUUGUGAUGAGAGAGACAGAGGCCUUUAUUUUUAUUUCAUUUAAAAUUAAGGUUUUUUUUUGUUUUGUUUUCACUCAUAGUACCAGGGAAUUCGGUGAAAUACCUAGGAUGUGAAUAGAAUUUGGUACAUUGAUGACUACGUCCUCCUUCCGGUGGAGGAAACCCAAAACUCGGUUGGGUAGCCCUAGCUAUCAAUUAAAAAUCCUUUAAUAAGUCAUAAAGGCCUUUUUUUUUUUUGAGACCCUGGAGCAGUGAUCCUUCAGAUCACUGUAGGCAGAAAAAUGGCUGCUCUUUUAUGCUUUCAGUUCAGCAUAUUAACAAUGAGGAGCCAGGUACUUCUUUACCACCGCUUUGUAGCAAGAUUUGAUGAUAAUAUAUCCCCAUAGGCAUUACCCUUACAAAUUUAUGUCUAUGUACAUUUUUAAAUGAGAACAGCUUCUGAUAUCCUGUCCCUAAAAACCCUUCCUUCUGUUGGAGUUAUGUAUAUUUCUAUGAAGUAUUAGAGAGAUGCUCUGUCUCCUGCCAAAAUGAUGCUGAAGGACUCACAUUUGGUACACUUGAACAACUCGGACUCCAGAUGCUUAAUAGCUUAUUCCCUUUCCCUGGACUUUUUUUUUUUUUUUAGCUCAUCUUGACACAGGUGAGUCUAUCCAGAUCUUUAAUGUUGCUAGUGUGCCCUGAGAUUAUGAGGGCAUAUUGUCGAAUGUUGUUUCCAAAAUGUCCUGAGACAGGAAUAGGGCAGUGGGAAAGUCAGGGAAGGGUGAGAAGCACAGUAGAAAUUAUUUAUUUAAGAAAGAAAAGAACAUUAAUGUAGUAAGGAUCCGGUGCGUUGUCAUAAUCCCUUGAGGAUUUUUGGAUGUCACAAUCCCCUCAAAUCAGUCACCAUGUUGGGUAAUGACUUCGUUCUUGCUGAUCUCAUCUGUGUGUCAUUGUAAAUAUUUGUGUCCAUGUUCCAUUUUGGCUACUGGAUGGCCAAGUCAUGUGAGAAGAUUUAACUCAAGUAUUUAUUCUUUAAUUCUGUUAUUCAGAUUUCUUUCAGGCUUGUGAAUUACACCCCAAUGUUUUAGUUUAAUCACCUGAUCUUCACAUCUCUCCCUCCCCCGUGAAGCACAUUCCAUUGCUAAAAGAAAAAGAAGUAUAAAAUUGCUUCCUGUUGUCUGUAUAACUGUUUUGAUAGUUUGAGAUGUUUGUCUAUAAAGGAUAUUUCUCAGCUCAAAGAUUGUGUAAAUAAUUAUAUUCCUUUGCUCAGUGGGUUGUUUAUUUCUGAUGAGGCUGCCAGUUCUCAGAGAAAAAUCUAGUAAAUCACCUUUAAAUAACAUAAACAGGGAUUACAACUAUGUAAAAAUAAGUGUGCAUAUGGGCAAAGACUGGGAACACAGAUAAUUAAAAUCAGUUGUGUUAGGGUGGUGAGGUUAUGAGUAAUUUCUUCUUUUUAAAAUAUCCUUUGAUGUUGUUAUAAUAUUGUUUUGUAAUAAAUAAACAUCAGAAAGGGGACUAUAGAAACAUAGAAAAGAAGCCAGAAGCAGAGCCUUCUGGCCAGAGCCCAGAGCAUGCAGGGCACAGAUACUUGCUAGUUACACUGAUUCCAUAGGCUUUAUACUUGCCUGGGUGCUGAGGUUGGCACAUGCUCGGGGAUGGCACUUGUUUUCUUAGGGGACUAUAAAGCUAGGGAGAUAUCACUAUUAGAACUCCAAGUACAUCCUUCUGCUUUAAAACUGGCUGCCCUCCACUAUGGUAUGGCACCAAGGUUUCUGUUUUGGUUACUUUAGAUUGAAGGGGUGACACGUGACUAGCCCUCUUGAUAACAUCUGUUUCAGGUAACACCUUUCUGGAUCAUUUUAGCAGAUUAUCAGGUUGCCUUUUAGAAGGAUAGAAGGAUAAAAUCCCCAGCCCUCACCAUUUCCUUGUCUGACAGGAUAUUAUACCAUCUAGGUAGGAUUCUUCUCUAAAUGGCCAAUAAGCAAGUCCAGUCUAUUUCAAUAGGAGUUGUGACUUGCAAUUGAAAGCUACCUAUGAAAACAUUAAGACCGUUUUGUAGAACUGCCUUUGCCUGUUGACAUUCAGUCACAGUCCUGUUAGCUUUGGCUUAAGAUGCUCUCCAUGUGCUUUCUGUACUGCCUGACUGUAGGUUGUAUGCAGUCAUUGUGUUUUCUAAAGAGAAAGGGAGACCAUCUAUCAAAAGAAAGGAAUUUCCUUCUAACUCACCAGAGAGAUUUUAGGUGAGAACUUUUAUAAUGAGGUGGUGGCCUCAGAUCUGCUCCCCAAUUUCACCAAAAGCAGACCCUAUACCUAGAGAUCCCACAGGCUUUCCAUUGGCCAUUCUCAAAGUAAAAAUACUAAUGGGAAUCUUAACCCUGCCAUCCCCAGUUUAAUCUCAUGGUUCUUUUCUUAGCUACUUGCAGUUAAUAUUCAGUUAAACAAAGGCGUGGCCAAUGAUUCAAGCUUCUCCCAGUCUCUGAGCAAAAGGACUGAAAUUCAGUAUUUGUAAUCUGACAGUCUAACGGGCCUGGGAUUUCGAGUGAAGUUAACACGCACUCUGAACAUAUAUUUGCAUGUGGAUUGGGAAGGAAAGAAAUGGGACCUUGGAAAUAAUGGAAGUGUUUUUCCUAAGAAAGGAUUUUUAGUAAGAGAUUUGUUUCUGAUGUAAUCUUUCUGUUGGUUAGUUUUCAUUUUUCCACUCCUUUUCUGAUCCCACACUCAUUUAGUGAGUAAGUGAAUAUAACCCAACUCCUCAUGCGUUGGGAAUUUCUGUUUAAUAUUAAACAAUGUCUAACUGAAUCUGCAAAUGCAGAAACUAAGAUAUCACCUCCACGUGCACACCUCUGUGUACAAGUAUACUGCACAACUUGUAGCACUUACUGCUGCUUAAUAUGGCUGAAGUUGCAAGAUAAACUUAUAGAAACUGGUUAGUGCCCCUUAGAGGUUCCUUUGGAAGCUGCCAUCAGGUGACUAUUGUCACAUACCAGCAGUCACGUAGGCUCCAUGUCCACCUGAUUUAGUACCUCCGAGGAAAUGAACAGCAAUUAUAGAGAAUCAUCAGAUGUAGUGAGUGGAAGGGGUACUAGCCCUAGGAGUAAGGAGACUUGGAUUCUAAUAUGAGCUCUGUUACUAACUCACUGUGUGACCUUGGGCAAGUCACCUAACCGUUCUGUGACGCAGUUUACUCAUCUGUAAAAUGAGUGUUUUCAUUGGACUAGAUGAUCUCCAAGGCCUUUCCAAAAGCCCUGACGUUCUUCCUGUAGGUUGCCUUGCAAAUGCAACCUGCUAAAGUGAUAGCAAAUAUCACAUGCUUAAGCCUGGGUCUCUUAGGAUGACAAAACUCAAGUAAAAGAAGUUAAUAAUACUAGGGGUGUUGAUAAAACUUUUGUGGCAGCCUUCCGAUUCAUUCACAGUUGUUUUGUGUUUAUUUUAAUGUCCUUUUUUCUGUUGAGUAUUCCCAGUUUUCAUUUUCCAUACACUCUGUGUAUAAAGUCUGGUUUUCAUUAAGCUGGCCAGUAUUUGCUACUAGAACAGAAAUAUACUGUCAUACUUGCUGGAAUAGGACUACACUUGGGCCUCUCCUUUCCUAUGAAGUAGUGCUGGGCUUUAUACAGUUUAAUUCUUAAAUGGCACAAGAUGGCAGAACCUAUUCAUUUUAAUGGCUGGGACUACUAAGAGUGGAGUUAAGCAUUUGCAGGUUGUAGAGAGAAAAAAUGCUAUUAGCAUUAAGGAAUAUUGAAAAAUCCACUUGUAGGGAAGCAAAGAUAGCAUUUCACAUGAACACUUCCGCAGUGACUGGCUAUUUGUAUGAGUAUGCCUCUGGAACGAGGGGAAAUUGGAAGUUAGUCAGUGGACAGUCCCAAUGCCCUGCCUACAGCAGAGUGCCAACCAGCCCUGAGUGCUAAAUUCAAGUUUAACGUGUGUGCUUGUGCGUGGUGUGCUUUAUGGACCCACAUAUACUGUAUUCAUUAGUGAUGAUACGAUCUUUCACAGAAUCCUAUAACCAUUAAUGGAUUGAGUUUUAGAUCUCAGUACAUCAGCCAGAAGGGGCUAGAUCACAAGAGUACUUAUGACUACUGAGAUUAGAUUCAUAAUAUCCAGACAAAACGAGUCAAGGAGGAUCUGCAUUUUCAUUGUUUAUGGGAUUGUAUCUCAUUUGGCUGUGCAUUAUUUUGUUAGAAUGUGUUAUCUGUAAACCCACAUGUAGUGAAAUUCUUCUGUAACUUUGGAUUAAAGGUAGUUAUGGUCUUUUUGUUUAUUUGAUUUUUAAGUAAGUUAUUUCCUUUGUAGACCUGCUGAUGGUAUGGUUCCAUCUUUCUGACGUCAGCAUCCGACUUUUUUUUAAGAAUUUUUGUUUCCAGUAUUGUUACUUUAAAUUGUGGUUGAAGCAAUAGAAAAUUGAAAUAUGGAUUGUGCAUGACUGUGUCUUGAGUGUAAAAAAAUAUUGCAGUUUGAAACUUGGACCUAAAGUAUUGCCAAUAAAAAUGACAAACAUCAAUGAGCUGGUGUUUCUGUCCUCUGUCCCAUUCCCACCUACCCCUUUUGCACUGGCCAUUUUACUUCCUUCACAUGUUGGAGUGUAGCACGGUAUCAGGUAUGGAAGCAGGGAAAUAACCAGCCUGUGAGCAAUACAGGAAAUGGCCUGCAGAGCCUGCCACUAAAGAACUCAGACCUAGAGUCUCCAUCUGGU
Loxodonta africana (African savanna elephant) is the source of this 8616-nucleotide messenger RNA. It is a transcript of the gene PAK3, whose product is annotated as p21 (RAC1) activated kinase 3. The transcript has 16 exons. The coding region runs from base 277 to 1911 and encodes 544 amino acids. Gene Ontology annotation, molecular function: ATP binding; protein serine/threonine kinase activity. Gene Ontology annotation, cellular component: cytoplasm. The record is from RefSeq and is a predicted model, not a curated record. Gene Ontology annotation, biological process: regulation of actin cytoskeleton organization; regulation of axonogenesis; regulation of MAPK cascade. NCBI's taxonomy places the organism in Eukaryota, Metazoa, Chordata, Mammalia, Proboscidea, Elephantidae.